Myotis daubentonii (Daubenton's bat) is the source of this 3242-nucleotide messenger RNA. RefSeq names its product ssu-2 homolog (gene SSUH2). The record is from RefSeq and is a predicted model, not a curated record. Lineage: Eukaryota; Metazoa; Chordata; Mammalia; Chiroptera; Vespertilionidae.
GCCGAGGGUAGUCCCUCAGAUGCUGGCGGCCAAGCCACUGGAAGGGCAGAAACCUCUUUGGCUGGACAUCUGGACCAUGGACAGGGAUCUGAGUGACGAGGACAGCGUGGCCGACCUCAGCUUUGAGGCCGAGAGCCCUCUGGUGCCCCCAGUCGAACUCCUGGAGAGGCUGCCCAGCUAUGACUGCCUUUGUCAAGGAGGCGGGCAGCAGAUCUUCUUCCCGCCUUUGGAGGCCCCACGGAGACCCCAGGAGCAAACAUGCUGGUCCUCGUUCCUGGAACACAGCAGAGUCCCUCUGGUGACAGAGGAGGUGGCGCGUGAAGCCCUCCUCAGCUUUGUGAGCUCCAAAUGCUGCUAUGGCCGCUCAGCCGCCAGCGACCUGGUCAUCCAGCAGAUGAAGCAACAGAUACUGUGCCGGUAUCGACUGGAGACUUUCAGCGAGUCCAGGAUAAGCGAAUGGACAUUUCAGCCCUUUACUAACCACGCAGUCGAUGGGCCGAGAAGAGGGACCUCCCCCCAGCUCUGGGACAUCAAGGUCCAGGUUCCCCCGAUGUUCCAGGAGGAAACCAGGAAGUUCCAGGUCCCUCACUCGUCACUGGUCAAGGAAUGCCACAAGUGCCACGGGCGGGGACGCUACAAGUGCAGCGGCUGCCAUGGGGCCUGCAUGGUGAGGUGCCCCUCCUGCAGCGGAGCCAAGCGCAGAGCCAAGCAGCCUGGGAGGUGCCAGCUGUGCUCCGGGUCGGGCAGGCACAGGUGCAGCACGUGCUCGGGGAGGGGGAACAAGACCUGUGCCACCUGCAAGGGGGAGAAGAAGCUGCUGCACUUUGUCCAGCUGGUCAUCGUGUGGAAGAACAGCCUGUUUGAGUUUGUGUCCGAGCACCGGCUGAACUGCCCCGGGCAGCUCCUAGCUAAAGCCAAAGGAGAGAACCUCUUCAAGGAUGAGAACACGACGGUGUACCCCCUGGCGGACUUCCCGCUGCGGGAGAUCUCGCUGGCCUCCCAGCGGGGCAUUGCCCAGCACAGCGCCGCCACCCUGGCCUCCAGAGCCCGCGUCCUUCAGCAGCGCCAGACCAUCGAGCUGGUCCCCCUCACGGAAGUGCAUUACUGGUACCGGGGGAAGACGAACGUCUACUACAUCUACGGCACCGACCACAGAGUGUAUGUGGCGGACUACCCCGGGCGGUACUGCUGCAGCUGCACCGUCAUCUGACCCGGCUCGGCUGGCUCUCCCCUCCACCCGCCCCUCACACUCACCAGGGAGGGCCCCCGAGGCUCUGAGCUCACCCAUCAGUGGCUUCAUUGGAUGUCUCUUACCAACGCUGGCGUGUCUGUCCUUCUAGAAAAUUCACCUUACCAUCUGCCAAGCACAAGUCAUUCCGGAACUCCUCUGGGGGACUCCGUCCUGUGUUUAACCUGCAAGAAUGCAACUCCACACAAUCCUUUCGGACAAACAAAGCGAAGGCAAUGCUGACUGCGUGUGGGGUUUGCUUUUGCUCUUCCCUGGGUCAGGCAUUCCCCUUCUAGUGCGAGCCUUUGCCAAGCCGAGUGUCACUGACGUGUUUAAAGAUGCACACGAAUCGGCUGCCCGCAUGCACACCAAGGAGUGCACUUCGGCACAAAGUGCCUUUAUGUCCUAGAACUUGACUUCCCGUCUGUGGGGCAGGAAUUCAGACAUGGCCAUCAUGGGAUGGUUUAUCUCUGCUGCAUGAUGUCGGGGGCCUCACCUGGAAGACUUGAAGGCUGCGAUGGCUCACGGGCAGGGGGCUGAAGUCACCCGAAGGCUGGUCACCAGAGAUCUGGUGGUUGACGUGGCUGUUGGCUGGGACCUUGGCUGGGCUGUCAGCUGGAGCACCUAUACGCAGCCACUCUGUGCAGCCUGGGCUUCCUCACGGCACGGCUGCUGUAAGGCUCAGUGCCCCUCACAGGUGCCCGACGGAAGAAAGUCUGUUCCCAGCGGGGAGAACAAACGUGCUGUGUUGGAUGGACGGAGGGUACACGCUGAUCUCUAACGUGUGCCUCUGCGGGGGCAGAUUUGGGAGAGUGAUUUUUGGAUGCAUGCAGGUUCUUACGUCACGUGCCGCCUUUAGAACCUGUCCACUGAGCAGCACAUAUGCACCCAGUCACGUGCAGGAGCUCCCAGCUGGUGCUGCCAGGCGGGGUGGGUAGAGGGGGUGCCCUGCACACUGAAUGCCCAGGUGGCUUUGGAAGGGUGUGGGGGCUGGGCAGGCCACUGUGCACCUGGCUGUGGGUAACCAGAGGCCCCUGUCAUGUUACCACUCCUGCCCCUGACCUGGAAGGGGAUUGCUGUACCCUGAGAGGGCCAGGCUAUACCCUCACUUGACUCCCAAGCUCCUGUCCCCAGCCCUUGUCCCCCAAUGGGGUGGGAGGACGUGGACCCAGCAGGCCUGGUGGGAGAGGCCAUUCCCAGGGCAUCAUCAUCCAGUGAUAGGCAAAUGAGCGCUGCCUUCUCACCCGCCACUCCCAGGCCUGGCUCCCAGUCUUCUGCUCAGGGUGUCACUGUUUCCUGUACUCUGGGGGGCUGAGGGGCUGGGGGACUGGCUAACAGGAGGAGCAGGGCUCAGGGAGGCAAAGGAAAGUUGAUUUGACCCCAGAGCCCAGCAAACCUUCCAGGAUCAGAUGCUGCCCCCAGCCAGUGCCACAGGCUCUGCAUGGGGGGGAGGUCAAGGGCAGGAUGAGGUGCUCCCUUACAUUGGGGGUACACUCUGAACUGUGGGGACAGAGCCUGGUGGUGGCAGGGGAGACAGGGAGGGUUCCCCCAGGCUUUCCACUUCCUCUUCCCUGGAAACCCGGAAGCUCUGUGUGCUCUGCCUGGAGGUUCUGGCUCCGGCCGAUAGGGAGGCCAGCCCCCCUUCCCUGGUGUCCCCACCCCACCUUCCUGGUCUCAGAGGGGGUGCUUGUGCCCCAAGGGGCCUGUACAAAUGGAGGGGACGGCUGUCAUGAUUACAAGUGACACUGUUGGCGCUUGGUGGCUGGAGUCCAGGAGAGCUGAUGUCCCCCAGGCCUGGGGACUUCCCAAGAUGAAGCGCCUCUCCACAUCUCCACAUCUCCCAGGACUUGCAGAAACCCCACGACAUUCGUGCCGAACUUGGUCAGACAGACUCUCAUCAACCACCCCUGAACACAAGGCGAUGUUUAUGUAGAACCAACCUCUCUGGUUUUCCUGUCUCGUUUGAAAAGCUUCUGAUCCUCUCCCUGCCCUUCAGUCCACACCUGUAGCUGAU